AUGGCCACCGCUUCGCGUCAGGUGCAGUUCCAGGGGAUUGAUUCGGUGUUUGAGAGUCAGAAAACAGAGAGGGGAAAUCGAGAACGCAAGGCCCACCGUGAGCGGAAGAAAGCGAAGAAAAUGGCGGAAAGGGACGCGAAAGAGCAUCUUCGGUAUUUUGUUCUGUUCCUACAGACGUAUCAGAUCCAACGUCCUGGUCCACCACGUCCAACGUUGCGUGAGAUGAUUCAGUCAGUCAACGGCGCCAUGGGUAUUUUGGGACUUUUGUUUCCUGAUGCUGCCGACGACACUGCGCGCUUGGAAGCGUUCGAUAAUAUCGUUACAACCAGACAACUCCCCCUGGAGGACAAAAGUGGACUCAGAGCUCACAUUGGAGAGCUGACUGUACUUAUGCGACUUUGUCAAAAUCAGGGUAUCUACACGGACCUCGACCGUUUCUAUCAGGAACUUCGUCAUUCAGACCAGCUUGGAACUCUUGAUGAAUACUUUGCUGGUUUGGCUCCGAACAAUGAAGAGCAAUUUCGCCAAGUACUAGCGCAGCUUCGAAGACACGGUCUUGGCUUGACCCGUGCUAACGACAUGCCCGAAGUGGACAGGAAUGGACUCCGAGGUUUUAUGGAUGCUCAUGCUGCGGCAACACGAGCUGACCAGAAUGCUCUAGUCAGUUCUUCUGACGAAUCAUCCGCUGACGGCGAUGAAUUGAGACGGCUUGACUGA
Molecule: messenger RNA, 717 nt
Organism: Seminavis robusta
Lineage: Eukaryota; Bacillariophyta; Bacillariophyceae; Naviculales; Naviculaceae
Source: the annotation of a GenBank genome assembly